AUGACCAUGGUUUGUGAUCGACUGAGGACUCAAGGACAGAAAGUGUUUGCAGGUAAACACACGGACCUUCUGGUCUCUUCCGUCGGUUCGUGUUGGAGAAGAAGCGGCCAUGCGAUAGGACCAAAGUUGACCGGAGACAUCGCUCGAUCCUCGGAGUCGAGUCUUUAUAUGCCACGUUCCCCCUGUCUUACUCCGGAUGGAUACUGGACCCGCCUCCCCACCGUCCUCCAGGGUGGCGGGCCCCCCCCCACUGUGGAGGCUGGCCGAGAGGAGGAGCAGGAAGACCGGUUCAGGGAACAUCUUCAGCAACGUGAAUCUGUGGCAGCUCCAGAGACUGUUCAGGGCAGCAGGGGACCAGGAUGCGGAGCAGAGGGCCGAGCUGGUUUGGGGCCAAAGAGAUGAGGCUGAGCUGGCUCAGGCCUUGAUGGGACUGAGGUCCCGAACCCACCGCAGAGGGCUGAGGAGCAGUGGGAGGGAUGCUCUGGAGUCACGCUGGCUACGCUCCUUCAAUCACCUCAGGAUUGGGGAGAGCUCGGCAAGCGGCCAGGGGAAGGAAGCAGGAGAGGAGAUUGAUUCUGAGGCAGGAGCACACAGCAGUCCAGACCCACAUCUACACUCCCCUGUAGGGACCACAGGAAGAGCUGCGGGGGCCACGGGGGCACUUGGUGAGGGCCACAGCCCAGCAGGGACUUCUGGGAGACCGGUCAGGGUCGGCUCAGGACUGAGAAGAGGAGGAGAGAGGGACCCAGAGAAAUACCUCCAUCGAAUACUGCACUGAUUGACUGCGUGACUGAGUAUUAACCAGCGAUUAACAACCGGAUUGUCCCACCGCUGUCCUGAAGUGUCCAGAUGCUAGAGCGAGGGUCAAUAACUCCUGUGAGAAGCGACAUCGCUCUCAGCACCGAAACGGUCGCAGUUGAAAGAAUAGAAUACUGACACAAACUCUGGCCUUUAAACGGCUCAGAACAGAUGGUAACGAUGCUGCACAAACACAUCUCCACCUACAUAAUGUAGACAGCAUGAUAAUCUGACCUGAAUCUGGGUUUGCGCAACUUUACACUCUGGUUACUGCUCUCAAAAAUGGCCUUAUUUGUUUCCUACCACUCACACUAUCUCGUCAUGCUAUAGACAAUGGCAAAAACAUUCCUGGAUCGGGCCCCUUCUGCAUCCAAAUGUGACGGGUGUUUCCCGGGGUUCAUCACAAAAUGUCUUUGCAUUUCAGUAGCUUUGGAGUAAAAGUCAGACACACUAAUGAAAACACAACCUCCUCCUUGCAGGUAAUAAUGUCAUAUAUGGCUACACUGUGGACAUAUACUGUACUUUUUUAUGUCCUGUACCAUACCCAAAGCCAUAUGUAUGUGUGCAUACAUGACUGAGAUGAUGCACUGUAGCUUUAAAAUAUUGUUAUCUUCUUGAAUGUUUUGUAUUCACACUAGCUCGAGUCACAAAAAGUACCAAAACUGAUAUAAUUUUAGCCACUGUGUCCUUGGCUAUGUCUGUGGUAUGUUACACAACACUAUACAAGGGGAAGACCACAAUAAGAGCUAGAUAUUCGUCCAGUUAUAUACACUACUCCUCAUUUUGAGAUGUUGAUUGACGUCUGUACCCGCCCUCUGUUUCUCAUGCUGUUUCUCAUCAGGUGAAAGUUUAACAUCAACUUUGUCUUGAGACCAAACCUAAAAGUCAAAGUGAGCUUCACUUGAUCAGGGAAAGAAAGAACUGGAAAUCCAACUGCUGUUGAUGUAUGUACAUGGUGACAGUGUGCGAAGCCACUGUGCCUAGGAUAGACUAUUAUGUCACCAACCUCAUCAGACUGCAGAAAACUUGAUGAAACUUUUUCUGAUAGUACAAUGUUUGAUGUGUCAUAUGUAGAUUUAUGCUCAUUAAGUAAAGUAAACAAGAGUCUUUGUA
This is a messenger RNA of Platichthys flesus (European flounder), 1911 nucleotides long. It is a transcript of the gene avpi1, whose product is annotated as arginine vasopressin induced 1. Bases 197 to 778 code for a protein of 193 amino acids. The record is from RefSeq and is a predicted model, not a curated record. The transcript is spliced from 3 exons. Lineage: Eukaryota; Metazoa; Chordata; Actinopteri; Pleuronectiformes; Pleuronectidae.